UUGCAACCUUGGAAUAGAGUUACGUUCUUUCGUCCGGGAAACGACAAAAUCAGCAACGGACGUCUGUCGCGUGACGAUGCGUGACAAACGUCCGGGACAGAAAAAACGUACGCGCGUCAGCGAUUUUGAACCGCAUGUCUGGACCAUACGUGCAAUUUGUCCUCCCCCGAAGAAAGAGAAAAGCUGGCAUAUCUGCAGAGGAUAAGUACAAUUUGAGCGUGCCCGUAUUGAAGACGAACCGACGAAAAUGAGAGAACGCAUAUUCAUCCUGAUCUUCAUCUCUUUAGCAGCACUGUAUUUCCAUCCAUGUUCUACACUCUCAUGGAAGUUACGGCACUGGAAGGGACUGCUCAUGUUCUCCAAGAACAAAUGUGAAGACAGGUGCAAAUUUAAACACGGGUAUUUCAGGGACGAACAUCGCCAGUACCAGCUCGCUUCUAGGGCCUCGCGAAAGAUCAUCCCCGGAAAGUGUCAGUGCAUGGUGUCAAAGGAGCUUAAAGAUUACAUUACCAAACACCACAGCAAGAAGGUGGCCAAGAGAUACGCGCUCCUCAACUUCUUCGGGAGAACGAAGAAAGGCCGGGACGAGCUGCAGAAUCUAGGGAUGGUCUUCAUCACUUACGAACAACUGAAUGACAUCGUGAAGAAGAGGGCUGCCGAGGAGAAACUGCAAGCGGCUCAGAGAGCCGCCGAACAAGAGAAGCUGCUCGCGGCUAAAAAAGCCGCUUUAACCAAAACAGCCAGCGGGGCCAGCGGGACUCCCUCCCAGAAGGACAGUGCAUCCGGCUUCGGGGAUGUUCUGAAUAAUCUGCAGUACGCGGAAGGGGUGGUCUUCAAAUCG
Molecule: messenger RNA, 841 nt
Organism: Bemisia tabaci
Lineage: Eukaryota; Metazoa; Arthropoda; Insecta; Hemiptera; Aleyrodidae
Source: RefSeq, a predicted model, not a curated record